AUGGGCUUGGAUCUGGCAACUGUCCCGCUCCCGCUCCAUGGAGAAGCUCCUCUUUCUCACUCGAUCUGUAUUUGGUGGCGCCGCAGGCCAGGGCUAACUGCUGCGGCGGCGGAGACGAAUCACGGUAGUAAUAAACCAACCAACGUGAAGGCUUUUAAGACCCGAAAACGCUUCGCUCCCGUCAGGAUAAUCAUCGAGGCCCCCCUCGAGGAUUUGGCUGCUCGACUCGAGACGCCGCCGCCGACGCCGCCUCCUCCCCAAGACGCCGCGCCGCCUCCUCCCCAAGUCGCCGCGCCACCCGACGCCUCGACGCUGGUGAUCUCCUCCGGCAUACUGGAUUUCUCACCGGUGCAGCCUGGGUUCUUGUUGGGGUGGACGAGUUGCCUCCAUCUUGGGAUCCAAUUGUCACGCCUAAGUUCGGUAAUUUACACAAGCUUUUUGGCCUCUAGACCUUGUUUCUUAAGUCUUAAUCGAAGUACUAUAUCUGCCCCAAGUGAUGGUUCAAGAGAUGUUGCCCCAAGUGAUGGUUCAAGAGAUGCUGCCCCAAGUGAUGGUCCAAGAGAUGCUGCCCAAACAGGUGCUCCCGGUGGUUCAAAUAAGAAGCCAGUGAAGGAGCCCAAGAAGAAGAAGCGUCAUGACCCAAUGGUGGAGGUGAUGGCACAAUAUGUGGAGAUCAAACGGAAGCAAGCGGAGGAGGAGUCUGUUUUGUUGGCAGGGUCAAAAAAUGCCCAAGAGUUCUCCAUCAGCAAGUGCAUUGCUGUUUUGCACAAGAUGGAAAGCAUCCGCCGCGAUGAAAGAGCUGCUGCCUACAAAGUGUUCAAAAGUGUUGAGAAUCGUGAAAUUUUUCUGAAUUCUGCUGCCGAAGAUGAAGAUAGUGCUGCUGCGUUUCUUCGGAGCGAAAUGGCCGAGUUGCAUCAACGUAUCUAAGAUUGGAGCAAGAAUACCGCUGUGAAAAGGGAGACAUCGCCUGACAUGAUCAAAAAGGAGAUUUUGCAUGUAGAAGUAGAGCUGAUGAAGUGAAGUGUACCAGCUAAUUCCUGACAUCUCAUUUGGGGACUGCUGUGAGACUCAUUGUUACAACUUGCUCAACCACACUUUGGGCAAAAUCUGAUGGGUGUUUGCUGUGAAAGAUUAUGUUGUUAUGAUAAAUUAUGAAUGUUGGGAUUUGGGUUUCAAAAACAUGCUGUUAUGAUAAA
Triticum aestivum (bread wheat) is the source of this 1196-nucleotide messenger RNA. RefSeq lists its product as uncharacterized. The coding region runs from base 1 to 927 and encodes 308 amino acids. The transcript has 4 exons. NCBI's taxonomy places the organism in Eukaryota, Viridiplantae, Streptophyta, Magnoliopsida, Poales, Poaceae. The record is from RefSeq and is a predicted model, not a curated record.